CAUCUUACUUUACUUGGUCACAAUAUUUCGCCUGCAUCCCCCCUUUCCCCUUCAAAUACUCUUUGCUCGCAUACUGAUGCAGAGACCUGCCUCUUCUUCUGGCCAAGGCACUGCCCCUCCCCGCACGUUGGCGCCUGUAAGAGACCUCUCCCCGCGUAGGGAUGUUACACGUACGACCAGUGGAACAGCUAGUGCUUCUUCUGGGGGCGCCCAUCGACGGCCCGGCGGCGGCGGUAGGGGUCACGGUGAUGCAGAGCACAGUAUCUUCGUGGGUGAUCUCGCUCUGGACGUGACUGCGGAAGAUCUUGUCGAUGUCUUUCGUAACCCAUCCAUCGGGGUCCCCCCUCAAUCAGAAGAUGAACCAAGACGACUGAUUAAGCCAUUCUUGAGCUGUAGCAGCGCAAAGGUCAUGUCCGAACCAGAGACCAAUGGGAGCAAGGGGUAUGGGUUUGUGAGGUUUUCAAACCGGGAUGAGAUGGUGCGCGCUUUAGUCGAGAUGCAGGGUGUUUACUGCUGCGGCAGGCCAAGUAGGUCGACUGAUAUUUGUCUCGUCCUCACAUGCCAGCCAUAUGCCCCAAGGGCGCCUUUCAUUGCGGUCCUCCGUAUUGUGUUCCUUUUCCUCCCCCCAGAUUCGAGCGUGGGAACUGACCGUUUUCCUCCGCCUCCUUCGUCACCUUCCAUUUUGUCGCUACCAUACCAGUGCGUAUAGCAAGUGCACCAUCAAGAUCGAAGCCGCCAAUCGCGUCUGCCACUACCAGUCGGGCAUCCCCACCGCGUCCCCUUCCCCCAAUAGACACAUCUUGGCGUG
This is a messenger RNA of Cantharellus anzutake, 808 nucleotides long. RefSeq lists its product as uncharacterized. NCBI's taxonomy places the organism in Eukaryota, Fungi, Basidiomycota, Agaricomycetes, Cantharellales, Hydnaceae. The transcript has a single exon. The coding region runs from base 77 to 709 and encodes 210 amino acids. The record is from RefSeq and is a predicted model, not a curated record. Gene Ontology annotation, cellular component: cytosol. Gene Ontology annotation, molecular function: mRNA binding.